AUUGUAAAGAAUCCUCCUGUAGGGAAACGUUUGAGACAGAGAGAUGGAACAGGCAUUGCUGCCCAAGAGGACCGAAGAGAGGACAUGGGCUCCUACUACCUUCGUGGAAGAACUAAAGAAGGUGAGUUACAUGGCAGCUCCCAUGGUGGUGGUGACGGUGUUGUCUCACUAAUGAUGGCCGGGCACCUUGGUGAAUUGUCACUGGCUGGGGUCUCAAUUGGUGGAUCUUUUGCUGGGGUCACUGGCUUCAGUCUCCUAUUUGGAUUGGCAGGAGGCUUAGAAACACUAUGUGGACAAGCUUAUGGAGCAGAGCAAUACCAGAAGUUUGGAACCUACACAUACUGUGCAAUUAUAUCUCUACUUCCAAUAUGUCUCCCUGUAUCUAUUCUUUGGAUAUUCAUGGACAGGAUAUUGGUAGCAUUAGGCCAAGACCCUGAAAUUUCAAUGGUAGCCUGCCAAUAUGCUACUUGUCUCAUACCUGCAUUAUUUGCCUAUGCUGUUCUUCAGUCGCUACUACGUUACUUUCAGUCUCAGAGCUUGGUUCUACCGAUGCUUUUAAGCACUUGUGUGACUUUAUGCUUCCACAUACCCCUUUGCUGGGCUCUAAUAUUUAAAUGGAAACUAGGAAGCACAGGAGCAGCAUUAGCCAUUGAUGUGUCUUAUUGGUUAAAUGUGAUAUUCCUUGCACUUUAUAUGGGCUUCUCUUCAUCAUGUGCAAAAACCCGUGUCAUCUACUGGAAUGAUAUUUUCUACAGCAUUAAGGAGUUCUUUCGCUUUGCUCUUCCUUCUGCUGUGAUGGUUUGUCUUGAAUGGUGGACCUUUGAACUACUUGUAUUGCUGGCUGGGCUUUUGCCAGAUUCACAGCUUGAAACAUCUGUUCUUUCUAUCUGCCUCACGACAACAUCACUGCACUUCUAUGUACAAUGUGGGAUUGCAGCUGCUGGAAGUGCUCAGGUCUCAAAUCAGUUAGGAGCUGGAAACCAUGAGGCAGCUAAAAUGAUCGUCCGUGUGGUACUGUACAUUUCACUCAUAGAGGCCAUUAUUGUGGGCACAAUUCUUUUCUGCUGCCGCUAUGUUUUCGGAUACGCUUUUAGCAAUGAAAAGGGGGUUGUGGACUACGUAUCUGAAGUGGCUCCCCUGCUUUGUCUCUCAGUUAUUAUGGAUAGCUUACAAACAGUACUUUCUGGGGUUGCCAGAGGAUGUGGGUGGCAGCACAUAGGGGCCUAUAUUAACCUUGGGGCGUAUUAUCUUGUUGGAAUUCCAGUAGCUGUUCUACUGUGCUUCGUUCUCCAUCUUAGAGGGAAAGGCCUUUGGAUUGGGAUAUUAACUGGGAGUAUUGUGCAAGCAGCAUUACUUGCUCUCAUAACUGGUUUCACAAAUUGGAAAAAACAGGCAACCAAGGCAAGGGAGAGGAUCUUUGAAGGGACAUUUUCGGCUGAUAAUGGACUACCUUGA
This is a messenger RNA of Dovyalis caffra, 1455 nucleotides long. The record is from the annotation of a GenBank genome assembly. Lineage: Eukaryota; Viridiplantae; Streptophyta; Magnoliopsida; Malpighiales; Salicaceae.